CUAGCAUGAGCCGAAUGAGGAUAAGGGCUGAAAGGAUUCGGAAAAAACAUCUAAAAUCUAACAAAUCAAUGAGAAUAAGAGAAAGACAACUCAAAAUCAAGUGAGCAGCAUUCAGGCGCGUUCCGAGAGCCAUCACGUGCCGAAGCGCUGGACCCUGGACGAAGGGGCUGGUGGGGGGAAAGAAACAAGGGAAAGCUCUGAUUGUGGAGAAGCAUGUGUCCGCUGUGGCUCUUUCUUUUUAUCAGUGAGAAGUAGCGUCACAAGAGUUCAGCCACAUAAGGAAGUUUAGCACUUACCGCUCAACAUCCCGUUAAAUCACGAUUUGCUGACUAUGUAUUCAUACACAAAUUAUGCUGUAUGAAUAUACCACCAGUGGACUUUGACUGACGUGCCCACAGCUUCUUCACCUCAACAGAGCAGAAACCAUUUCUUCAAGUACCGGCAUAAAGGUUUUGCAGAAUGUGUCACGUCAUAGUCACAUGCCGGUCUAUGUUAUGGACCUUGAUGAGCAUUUUAGUGGCAUUUGCAGAGGUGGUGGCAUUUAUGAGUGCUGAUUGGCUAGUGGGAUAUGCAGAUGGUUCAGAAUCCAACUUUACUGUUUCCACUUCACUCCGCUCCAACCAGCGCACCCUGGGUAUUUACAACCGCUGCCUCAAGGUGGCAAACCAAAAGGUGGUCCAGUGUGGGCCCUACGCCACAGACUUCAUGGAAAUAGCCAGCGGCUUCUGGCAAGCCACAGUUAUAUUUCUAGUCAUUGGAAUCUUUCUCCUGUGCAUAGUGGGCAUACUGUCGGUCUUCAGCAUGUGUUUUCAAAGUAUCUUGAAGAAGAGCAUAUUCAAUGUGUGUGGCCUGCUUCAAGGAAUAGCAGGUCUGUUCCUCAUCCUUGGUCUGAUGCUGUAUCCUGCAGGCUGGGGAUCUAGGAAGGUGGUUGACUACUGUGGUCAGGAUGCUUCUCCAUAUAAAGUGGGCCUGUGUUCUUUGGGCUGGGCCUUUUACACUGCCAUAGGAGGCACUGUGCUCACGUUCAUCUGUGCUAUGUUUUCAGCCCAGGCUGAGAUUGCCACCUCCAGUGAUAAGGUGCAGGAUGAAAUUGAAGAGGGCCGAAGUCUCAUUUGCGUCCUGUAAAAAUAACCCACUUGAAGUAUAGAAAAUAUGUGUCCCAUGUUUUCUGCUAGAAAUGACUGUUGCAUAAAUGGGAGAGUAGUUCUUUUUACUUUAUAUGGUUUACUGACUAAAAACCUAAGAAAUGCAAUUUUAUUUUUAGCUAAUGGCAAAUUAUCACUGUCUGCAUUAUAAAAUAGAUGCAUCACAAAAGUUUUGCCAUUUAAAGGACUUUUUUUAUUUUUUAUUAACGAAAGCAUUAUAUCAAUAUUUUGACUUUACUAUGUUAUUAAAUUUGUACACAAAAUGUACAGCUUGUAACAAACUGUACAUGUUUACAUUUUUACUAUUAUGUAAGGGAGUUUUUUUUUAUUUUGUUACUGCAAUAUAUUGAACAGAACUAAUUUACCAUAUAAUACUAAAAUAAAUUUAAAAAGGACAUUGUCUCAAAGGAAUCAAUCAUUUAAAAUAUUUUUUGUCUAGAUCAGCUUUUCUCAUUUUGUGACCUUAACUUUUGUUACACUGUUACAUAUUAAGAAACACUUUAUUGUAAAAGCUGUACUUUAUGUAAUCUUUAGAAGUACAUCAUUCCAAAAAGUACUUUAGUUGUAUAAGAGUUGUUACUUUAAAGUUGUUGGGGGUUUGCCAAAUUUUAAAUUUCAGGUAACUCUAUUUUACAGUGUCCUUGUUACACAUAUAAAUGUAUUGACUAUAGUAAUAACUGUCAAUUAUGCAAAAUGACAAGCAACUAACACUAAGCCAAACCCUAAAUCCAUAGUAAGUACAUGUUGUUAAUUAGUAAUAUCAGUAAUUACUUGUGUAGUUACACUGUAACAGGGACACUCCAAAAUAAAGUGUAAUCAAAUUUCAUAUUUAGGUUAAUCCGUGCAAUAUACAUUCUUUCUACCUUUGAAUGUCCCAGAUCUGGGUGUAUCUCUCUUGUUUAACAUUUUCUCUUAUGGUGGAUUAAUGAAGUCUCACAUCAGUCAAUGCAUGAAAUGUCUGCAGGACCAUAAUCACUUCACCUGAUUGCCUUUUCUGUUCAGAUCAUCCAUUCAUUACAGUCC
Messenger RNA from Xyrauchen texanus (razorback sucker), 2168 nucleotides. Its product is annotated as LHFPL tetraspan subfamily member 2 protein-like. Bases 460 to 1125 code for a protein of 221 amino acids. NCBI's taxonomy places the organism in Eukaryota, Metazoa, Chordata, Actinopteri, Cypriniformes, Catostomidae. The transcript has 4 exons. Gene Ontology annotation, cellular component: membrane. The record is from RefSeq and is a predicted model, not a curated record.